GCCCCCGGCGCCAUCUUGAGGCCCCUCCUCUGCUGGAGCCGGGCGCCAAACUCAAAGCGCAAGAUGGCGGCGGAGCGCCUGUUCAACAGCGAGGUGUGCGUGCAGUUGCGGGGCCAGGGCUGCGAGGAGAGGAGAUUAAAUGUUCGCGUGAAUAUUGAGCUGCUGUCAAUUUCUAACCCUGUUCAUAAAAAGGAUUUAGCUGUGCGACUGACUGAUGAUGCUGAUCCCUUUUUCCUUUAUAACCUUGUCAUAUCUGAGGAAGAUUUUCAAAGUUUAAAAUCCCAGCAAGGUCUCUUGGUGGACUUCUCUGCUUUCCCACAGAAGUUUAUAGAUCUGCUUCAACAAUGCAUUCAAGAACAGAACAAAGAUAUCCCAAGGUUUUUGCUGCAGUUAAUUUCUUCAGCAUCUGUUCUAGAUCACACACCUGUCUCUUUAAAUGUAGUGGAGACCAACCCUUUCAAACACCUUACCCAUCUCUCUCUAAAAUUCCUACCAGGAAAUGAUGCAGAAGUAAAGAAAUUUUUAGCCAGCUGCUUGAAGUGCCUUAAGGAAGACAAAAUGACACUGGAAGAAAAACUUAGAAAAACUGAAGAGGAUUUUACCAGACAACUGAGCUACACUCAACAGAGCUUGGCGGAGAAGAGCCGAGAACUAGACAAACUGAAAAAUGAAUGGACAUCAUACACUGCAGCUCUAACAAGCAAACACACGCAAGAGCUGACAGCUGAAAAGGAAAGAGCUCUCCAGGCACAAACUCAGUACCAACAACAGCACGAACAACAGAAAAAGGAAUUGGAAAGUUUGCAUCAGAGAAGUAUUCAGCAGUUGCAGAAUAGACUCUCAGAACUUGAGGUCAUCAAUAAAGAUCUAACAGAAAGGAGAUACAAAGGAGACUCUACAGUCAGAGAACUGAAAGCAAAGCUUUCUGGAGUUGAAGACGAAUGUCAAAGGGCGAAGCAGGAGGUGGUGUCACUGCGGCGGGAGAACACCACUCUGGAUGCUGAAUGUCACGAAAAAGAGAAACUCAUUAACCAGCUCCAGACACGGGUUGCUGUUCUGGAGCAAGAGAUCAAAGACAAAGAUCAACUGGUUAUUAGAACAAAAGAAGUGCUAGAUGCGACGCAAGAACAAAAGGUGAUACUGGAGGAGAAUACAGAAAAAAAACAAAGUCAUAUUGAAAAGCUUGAGACAACAAUUAAGUCGCUGUCAGCUGAACUUCUUAAGGCUAAUGAAAUUAUCAAGAAGUUACAAGGAGAUCUGAAAACCCUAAUGAGUAAAUUGAAAUUGAAAAAUACAGUAACAAUUCAACAAGAGAAACUAUUAGCAGAAAAAGAAGAGAGACUUCAAAAAGAACAGAGGGAAUUGCAGGAGACUGGACAAUCUCUUCGAAUGAAAGAGCAGGAGGUUUGCAAGUUACAAGAACAGCUAGAAACUACAAUACAGAAACUGGAAGAAAGUAAGCAGUUAUUGAAAACCAAUGAAAACGUAAUCACGUGGUUAAACAAACAACUGAAUGAAGUUCAGAUGGUAAAGAAGAUGGAGACUCCCAGCAGCACACACGGUGCUGUUAGAACUGCCUUGUCACCUCACAGCAUGCUUGACCGACCUUCCUUUCCCAGCUCAGGAAUCAAUCAUCCCAUUUCUCCCUUCUAUGCCUUCCAGAAGUUUGCAGAACCAGCACGUAACAAAAAUACCAGCCCCCACUGUCUAGCACCAAAGAUUCAAUUUAACUCACAGGUUUCAAAAAUAGAUCAGCAUUCAGAUGUUCAGCCAGCGACUGCUGCAACUGGCCAUCCAUCAAAUAAGGAAAAUGGUGAUAAUUUGGGGCUGGAAUCCAAGUAUUUCAAGAAAAAAGAAGACAGCAUUCCUUUACGAGGGCUUAGUCAAAAUACACUUAACUCAGAGUACUUGAAACCCUACGUAUCAAAAGUCCAGCCAUCACCACCAGCUGCAGUGACAACAGCCUCAGCUUAUUUUCCAGGAUAGUAGCCGGGGAUAUUAAGAAUUGUCUUUUAACUGUUUGGGGGAUCUAAAUAUGUCCUAUAUUGACAUUAGUAUCACGGUCAACUGACAAUUUUGUCUGAAUUGAUUUUCUUUGAGAAAGAUAUCUUAUCUGGAUGCCUUUUCAGCUGAUUCAGAAAAGAUAAAGCUUAAGGCAGCCUCAGCCCUAAUGGUAACACCACUGGACUUGAGUCACUGAGUUAAGUGCUGGAUUUUCUCCUGGCCUGUAUCUUCCAGAAAACCCAAGUAAGUGACACUGACUUCUUUUGUUCUAGCAUUUGACAAGUGUGACUCUCUAACGAAGUGUAUUCUGUGGUAUUCCCUGAUAGGGAACAUGAUUCCUUAUGAAUGCUUUCCUCUAGUUCUUUCGGAGAAAGGAUGCUGCAGAUAGAUUUCCAGCACUUUCUGGGUUAUGUUUAUUUUAAUAACGGUCAAGCUUGUAAUUCAGCAUGACUCCUUCCUCUCUUAAAGAGUUUUAAUUUUGAAACCUUUUGUAAUUUGAAUUGCAUAUAGAUUUACAAAUGAUGUAAUGGAAGAUCCUAAAUGAUUUCACUGAAGGUAUAAAACUAUGGUAUAAGAUCACAGCCCGGGUUGCCCUAAUUUCUUACCCAUCUAUCAGUAUUACAUUUGGACAACCAAGCAUCAAAUACUAUAGAACAAUGCGUCUGAACAUUGUAGCAGAUGAACUAAAGCUAUCCUGCAUUUACUAAUCCUACUUUACAAAUGUAAUACUGCACAGAAACUUUCUUAAGAUACUCAAAUUGCAGUGGACUGAAUCUGUUCAGCACAUUCUACUAUCUGGGUUCAAAUCCUAGAAUCAUGUUACAAUUUCAUUCUUAAAUAGGGCGGGCAAGUACUUGGAACAUCAGAAAUACACUUUUAUUUCAGACACUGUCUACAUCUGUUUUUAAAGAUAAUUCAUACCUCAGAUAUUUAACUGCAGCUGAGGACUGUAUAUUUAAGUAAGUGGUUUGUUUUGCAGUGCAAAAUAUGUAUAUUUGUUUAUAAUCAGCACCAUGUUUACAUGUAUCCACUCGUUUUGAAAUAUUAAACGUUUAUCAAAAACUCUGAAAA
Molecule: messenger RNA, 3075 nt
Organism: Numida meleagris (helmeted guineafowl)
Lineage: Eukaryota; Metazoa; Chordata; Aves; Galliformes; Numididae
Gene: SASS6
Product: SAS-6 centriolar assembly protein
Exons: 17
Coding region: 64-1986 (640 amino acids)
Biological process (GO): centriole replication
Cellular component (GO): centriole; centrosome
Source: RefSeq, a predicted model, not a curated record